Molecule: messenger RNA, 303 nt
Organism: Rasamsonia emersonii CBS 393.64
Lineage: Eukaryota; Fungi; Ascomycota; Eurotiomycetes; Eurotiales; Trichocomaceae
Exons: 1
Source: RefSeq, a predicted model, not a curated record
GUGAUAACUCUUAGACUUCGCCCGUCUUCUGCUCAGACGGUCAGGCCAGACACGCGGAGGCCGCCUACAGGAUCCAGUGCCACAAUUCCUUCACGUGGCAGCGCUGGCGAUCGUCUCCAGGGGGGUCCGAGGCAACUCCACCCGACGUCCUCCUUGCAGACGCGCCUGCUAACUGCUAAUGCCGCUGCAUGGCAUGGCGGAUGCCACCUGGCAUCCGUCCAUCCCACGCUCCUUGCUCAGAGGAAUGAGUCCCAGCCAGUCAGACGCCCUGGAAUUUGGCAGGCCUGGAGCCGGCCUUGCUGA